Microcebus murinus (gray mouse lemur) is the source of this 1233-nucleotide messenger RNA. RefSeq names its product transmembrane protein 202 (gene TMEM202). Gene Ontology annotation, cellular component: plasma membrane. The record is from RefSeq and is a predicted model, not a curated record. NCBI's taxonomy places the organism in Eukaryota, Metazoa, Chordata, Mammalia, Primates, Cheirogaleidae.
CAACUGCUGACAAGAUAUUUGUGGAUUUACUUAAUAAAGGAGUUGGGAAAAGUUGGAGAAGGGAGGGUGGGGAGCAUCACAUAUACGUACACAUGCUUAAAAUGUGAUCGUCUCUUCCUGAUCUGGCCAGACCCAGAAUAUAAAACAGAAAUGGAUCUGGGUAAUGGGUCCUGGCCCUUUUUGGUGCUUCCAGCAUGCGUGAGGACCUGAUGAGACAAAUUCCGUGGCAGUUAGAAAGCGAAAUGGCUGCCAAGAUGGCGCAGAGGGAAAAUUUAGUCUUGACCUUCCACACUCCUGAGGUUCCCAAAAUAAAGGGAAACCGGAAAUAUCAAAGGCCUACCCUCCCCACCAACAAACAUCCGAGUGCCUCGAUGCCACCCCAGAGGCGGCAGCAUCUUGUGGAUGAGAUACACACCUACAUCCGACUGUUCUGUGGCAGCCUCUGUGGUUUUAGCCUCCUAAUGCUGAUCUGCGUGUCCCCACUGAACUGGGUGCAGUUCCUGGUGAUCAAGAAUGGCCUUGAGCUCUACGCAGGACUCUGGACCUUAUGCAACCAUGAGCUGUGCUGGAGCCACACACCCAAGCCACCCUAUUAUCUCCAAUAUUCCAGGGCCUUCUUCCUCAUCUCCAUCCUCACCAUACUCAUUGGCCUUGGCUGGCUCUUCAGCUCUUGCCUCCCUAGAAGAGAAAGCACGACCCACAGCCUGGAUCUGAAGGUAUCCACGCUCAGCUUCAUCUCAGCCACGUGCUUGCUCCUCUGCCUCAACCUGUUUGUGGCACAGGUUCACUGGUAUACUACGGAUGCCAUGGAGUCAGAUCUUCUAUGGGCCUAUCAUCUUAACUGGGGGAGUGACUUCUUAUGCACGUUUGCUGGAAUCAUCUCUUUUCUCAACUACUUAAGUUCCAGAUCUCGUCCCCCUAAUCAAAAUGUCACUGUGAUUCCAAUAGAGAAAUCAAGGCUGGGGAUUGGUCCAGUGACUACAGUAUCACCUGCUAAAGAUAAAUUGUCAAAACAGUUAAAGUCUAAGACGGAAUCUCUAAGAGAGUCAGGAAAAAAACUACCAAAAAAACUACCAAAUGCAGCAGUGUGACGGUGAUAAGAAACCCUAACUAUUGCUUUUCUUAACAACAGGGGAGAAGCUGAGUUGGGAAUGAUUGUGCAAAUUCUAGGAAACCCUCCUAAUAUCAUGUCCAUAUUACUGAAGGAGACAACAUUAAAGUUGAUGAAACACC